CCGUGCGCUCUCCUCGGCCGCACGAUGGCGCGCUUUCCAAUGACCGACGAGGAUGAACAGGAGACCUGCUCUGUGGGGGGAUCUUGAAGCCGUGCUGGGGCUAUGUGUGGGUUUUUUUGCGCUGCUUUUUGGCUGAGGUUUGGAGGCACUGAACGCGGCUCCACAUUCAGUGUCCGUGCGUUCUCGUCCCGCACGGAGCAGGACUCUGCUGUAGAAAGCCUGCCUUCUCCAGAAUAUGCCUUGUCUCCAUGGCAACAGGCCUCAGGCAGACCCAAAAAAACACUGGGCCAAACUCGUCCGCCCUUUUCCAGCCUACCUGAUCCUGCAAGAGGAUUUUAACCAGAAUUCCCACAUUUAAUGAUUCUCUGUAAAUUUGUAAAAUUCUCUAUUAAUCCUUGUAGUUAUUUUACCAAUUAGAGUACAUUCCCAAGACCCAUAAUGCCUAAAAUAGUGCCUGAAAUGUGAGUUGUCAUUUUAGAAGGAAGGAGGAAUUACUUUCUACUCUUUUGGGAAGCGGACACCUCUUUGGUCCCCUAAAACCAAAAGGAAAACAGUCAUGUCAGGGAUUCGUUCUCCACUAAGGGAUCCUAAACUGGACAGCACCAGUCCCAAACUGGUUUGAAAGGAGUUCUUAACCAGGACCAGGAUGCACCAGCUGUUCAGCCAGGUGCUGGGGCAGAGGGAUCUGUCCAGAGCGGGGGAUCUGUUUUCUCUUGAGGACGCAGAAAUCGAAGACUGUCUCUCUCAGGCUUUGGACCAGAUCAAGGUCAUCUCCUGCUCACCGGACUAUUUGACCAAUGACAAUGACCAGGCUGUGGUGGAGAUUUGCAUAACGCGCGUCACCACGGCCAUAAGGGAGACGGGCUCCAUCGAGCAUCACAGCACGGCGUUGGUGGGGCUCUGGGAGUCGUGUCUGGAACACAACCUUACCCCGCAAGGUGAAAACACAGAGGACACACCACAUGCCAAGAUAGCCUCUGACAUCACCAGCUGUAUCCUACAGAACUACAGUUGCCCAUCGGUCAUGGUGCUGGCCGUCCCAGUCGCGGUGCGGUUCCUGCAGAGAGGGAACAGGGAGCUGAGCAGGAACAUGUCCAGUUAUCUCUCUCUGGCUGCUAUAGCCAAGGCUGACCUGCUGGCUGAGCACACAGAGGCCAUAACACUAAGCGUGCUGGGAGGUAACCAUAUGCUGCUACGGGUGUUGCCCUCCGUCUACCCUAGACAACCAGAUACCAUCCACCGUCACCUAGGCAACCUCACUGCAAUGAUGUCACAGCUGGAGACCUCAGAACAACAACACCUGAUCAGACUCAUUCAAAUGGUUGCAGAGAAACACCCACUUAUGCUGAGCCCUCAGGUGCCCACAUUAGUCAGUUACCUUGGAGACCAAAAUCUAACCGAGACCCUACUGGGCGCGCUCGUGGACGUGUCACAGGCCAGCCCUUCCUCACUGGUCAGCUUUCUGCCAGCACUGAGGAGUGUGGGACAGCAGUGUCCAGUUCUCCUGGGUCAUGUUGCCAAAAUCCAUGGUGCCGUGGGAAUAAUCAAUGAGACUCAUGCUCACAGCUCAUUGGUCUAUCUGGUGUCCCUUCUGGGCAGCAUGGAGCACAGCUUUCACCACACGCUGCUGCUGGAGAUCAGAGCUCUGACUGACCGUUACCCGUCCUUACUGGGAGGCUGCGGCAAAGACAUCUACAGGAUGAGCAACUCGUUCACCUCUAUAGCCAGACUACUGGGGAGAAGACUGGAGGAGAAUACGGCUACGACUCACUGCAGAGUGGACAAGGCAUGCCCGCCGUCUCCCUGUGCCGCUCUCCCAGGAGGGGGGGGUGGAGGCUCAGAGCAGCGGCUGCAGGUGAAGAUCGAGGCCUUUGAUGAGAAAAUGGUGGAGGAGGCGGGAGAGGAGGAGGUGGAGGAAGACUCUCCUGCCCCCCAGCGACGCUACAGCCUGAGCCAAGCCGUCAGGGAGGAGAGGCGAGAGAUGAGAUUCAACAGGUCAAAGAGCCUGGCCCUCCAUGCUGUGCGCUCACGCUCCAUCAACUCAGACACUGGGGACGACGGUGAGGGGUUGGAGCAAAUCCCAGACAACAUCUUCUCCAGCAUGUUGGUGAAGUCGCACUCAGAAAACCAGGAAGCACUACAUAAUGACAGGAAGCUGACGGGCGACGACUCCCGGCCCGUCACAGCUGCCCUGGGCAGAGAGGUCAAAGAGGCUGAGAGAGGACAAAACAGGGAGAAGGAUGGAGAGGAGGAGGAGCAGGGGGAAGCCGAUAGACUCUUCAUCCAUUUGAGAGAGAACAUGGAGACGAUCAGAGAGUUCUGCAAAGACAUGGUGCAGCAGAUCCCCACACCGGAGCAGUGUGUGAUAGAAGAUUCAAAUCGAGGAUGUGUGGCCAAGCUCUCGUUCUCCUGUCCUUUAAAGGGCCACUACUGUCUGUACGCCAAGUCUUGUUUCAGUCUGACCAGCCGACAGCCUCAUCUUUGGAUACACAUCAUGCUGCUACAUCUGCAGAGUAAGUCCAGUGCCCCUCUAUCCUCCAAGGACGAAUGUGUCCAGAAACUUGCUUCUCUGUGGGAGAAGACGCAGCUAAAAGGAGCUCACAGCUUCCCCAUGGCCAUGACACAACAACCUACCCCACACAGGAAGGACCUGGACAGUCUCCAGAUUCAGCUGGAGGAGGUGCGUUUCUUUGACCUGUUUGGCUACAGUGAGGAAGAGGGAAGCUGGCUCUGUUUCAUGUGUAACAACCCUGAGAAAGCCACAGUCGUGAACCAAGAGGGACAGCCUUUAAUCGAGGGGAAGCUGAAGGAGAAGCAGGUCCGCUGGAAGUUCAUCAAGCGCUGGAAAACCCGCUACUUCACUUUGGCAGGAAACCAGCUCCUCUUCCGGAGAGGCAAAUCGAAGGAUGAGCUGGAUGACAUCCCUAUUGAGCUGAGCAAGGUGCAAAGUGUCAAGGUGGUAGCCAAGAAGCGACGCGAUCGCGGCCUUCCGCGGGCCUUUGAGAUCUUCACGGACAGCAAGACGUACGUGCUGAAAGCUCAGGAUGAGAAACACGCUGAGGAGUGGCUGCAGUGCAUCAAUGUGGCUGUGGCCCAGGCCAGAGAGAGGGAGAACAGAGAGGCUACCACCUACCUGUGAGAGCAGCACAAACUGAUGAGGACAUGCGCUGUACCAUUGGCAGUGCAUGCUAUGCACACAUGUAAACUCAUACAUGCACAGACAACCAUGUUUAGUUGAA
This is a messenger RNA of Scatophagus argus, 3239 nucleotides long. RefSeq names its product ventricular zone expressed PH domain-containing 1 (gene veph1). The record is from RefSeq and is a predicted model, not a curated record. Lineage: Eukaryota; Metazoa; Chordata; Actinopteri; Scatophagidae. Gene Ontology annotation, cellular component: plasma membrane. Gene Ontology annotation, molecular function: phosphatidylinositol-5-phosphate binding. Gene Ontology annotation, biological process: regulation of signal transduction. The coding region runs from base 647 to 3139 and encodes 830 amino acids. The transcript is spliced from 15 exons.